AUGCCGGUAAUUUGUCUUAUCUUGCUGUUAUAUUCUGGCCUCGCAAGAAGUGAGAAGCCAUCUUUCGAUUUCAGCAGGUACCAUAAUUUUAAAGAAUAUGAAAAUUAUUUGGAAGCUGUAGCAAACAAGCUUCCAACUUUGGUAAAAUUGCAAGUGAUCGGGUACACGCAUGAAGGUAGGAGGUUGCUUGCAUUGAAGAUUGGCAAUCCUGUUCAAGCGAACAGUAAGCGGAUCGUUUAUAUUGAUGGUGGUAAUCACGCAAGGGAAUGGCCCGCAUUUCAUACAGCCACAUUUUUUAUCCACAAGCUUAUCACCGGGUAUGGUAAAGAUCCAGAAAUAACUAGUUAUGUCGAUAAACUAAACUUUUACAUACUCCCGGUUCUUAAUCCUGACGGCUUCGAAUUUUCUUUCUCAGCAAGAACUGCUUUGUUGAGAAAUUGGCGAAAAAAUCGAACUCCGAAAAAUUGUGUUAAUGAUUUGCUUUUGGGCAAAGAAUCAUGUUGUCAAGGAGUUGAUAUCAACCGCAAUUACGAUUUUGGUUUUGACCAAACAGUCUACUCUUUGAAGAAUCCAUGUUCUGAUGAGUACCAAGGACCCUUUCCAUUUAGUGAACCGGAAUCCCGAGCAAUUCGAGAUUUUUUUACCUCUGACGAGCUAAGAAAUAAGACCGAUGUGGUGAUUAGCUUACACACCCAUGGACAAAUGAUUAUCCUUCCAUACAAUCACCGGAGAAGCUCAUAUCCUAAGGAUUAUGCAGAUCUGAUGGCUGUGGCUUUGAAAGCAAAAAUGGCGUUAAAAAAAUAUAGCGGACGUGAAUAUCAAAUUGGCACAAUGGCUGAUAUCUUUCGUCCAGCACCAGGCAGUGCAACAGACUGGAUUAAAAAUCAAACAACUACAAAAUACGUAUUCGUAUUUGAGUUACCACCAGAUACAACAACAUGGUUUGCAUUUCAAAUAAAACCAAACACACUGCUGUCAACAGCUACCGAAACUUGGCAAGGUGUAAAAGUGGUCAUUGAUCAGGUUAUCGAUGAGAAUAACUUGUAA
Molecule: messenger RNA, 1047 nt
Organism: Thelazia callipaeda (thelaziosis nematode)
Lineage: Eukaryota; Metazoa; Nematoda; Chromadorea; Rhabditida; Thelaziidae
Source: the annotation of a GenBank genome assembly